Molecule: messenger RNA, 3067 nt
Organism: Passer montanus (Eurasian tree sparrow)
Lineage: Eukaryota; Metazoa; Chordata; Aves; Passeriformes; Passeridae
Product: coiled-coil and C2 domain-containing protein 1A-like
Exons: 24
Biological process (GO): regulation of transcription by RNA polymerase II
Cellular component (GO): nucleus
Molecular function (GO): RNA polymerase II cis-regulatory region sequence-specific DNA binding; DNA-binding transcription repressor activity, RNA polymerase II-specific
Source: RefSeq, a predicted model, not a curated record
AUGACUGUACCCAUCAAGAACUUGUUAUCUCUUAAAGAGGUGUUCCAAAGAAAUACCUAUUUGCCUUUAUGGUUUGUGACCCGGGAGCGGCCCCGGGAGCGGCGCCGGGAGCGCGGCGCGGCUGCGGCGCCUCCAGCGCGGCCUCAAGGACCCCCAGGACCCCCCAGACCCCGGCCCCGCGCUGCGCCGGCGCCUGCAGGAGCUGCAGAGGGAGGCCGUGCUGGCCAAACGCCGAGGGGACAACGCCACCGCCCUGGGCCACUUCAGGGCAGCCAAGGUACGCCCAGAACCCCCACAGUCUCCCCCAAACCCCCUCUGCUCCCCCAAAAUCCCCCUUCUCCCCGUGCUUUGCAGAGGCUGGAGGCGCAGCUGGAGGCACUGGAGCGAGGCCCUGCCCCCGAUCCACAGGCUGAGGAGACGAGGGAUCCGCCAGGGAGGGAUCCAGCAGGGAAGGAUCCAGCAGGGAAGGAUCCAGCAGCCCGGGAUCCAGCAGCCGGGGAUCCAGCGGCCCCCAGCCCAGAGGCGCCGCGGGACGUGCGGGAGGCGCUGGAGCAGCGCAUGGAGCGGUACCGGGCGGCCGCGGGCCAGGCCCGGGCCAGCGGGGACGACAGGAAGGCCAGGAUGCACGAGAGGAUCCUCAAGCAAUACCAGGCCGCUCUCCGUGCCCUGGCCGCGGGCAGAGCCGUGGAUCUCUCGGAGCUGCCGGUGCCCCCGGGCUGCCCCCCCAUCCCGGGCGUGGAGGGCCCGGCUGAGCCCGGCAUCUCCGGGGUGCUGGAGGACGCGCUGAGGCUGACGGAGCAGCAGCAGCAGGAGGAGGAGGAGGAGGAGGAGGAGAAAGAGGGCACCAAGGUCCAGCCCAGCGCUGCCCCUGUGCCCCCCCCCAAACAACCCCCCCGGAAUUCCCAGCCCGCUCCCAAAGCUGCUGGAAAAGCCCAGCAGCAGCUGGAGCUGCUGGAGCUGCGGCGCCGGCAGCUGGCGCAGGCCGCGCUGCGCGCCAAGCGCCGCCACGACCUGGAGGGAGCCAAGGCCCUGCUGCGCCAGGCCCGGGCCGUGCAGGGGCUGCUGGGGGCUGCCCGCGGGGGGCUGCCCGUGGACCUCGCCCAGGUGCCCGAGGUGCCCCUGGACGGGGCCGAGUUCGAGCUGGGCCCAGCCGGGGGGGCCCCGAUGCCCCCCGAGGUGGCCAAAACCUUCCAGCAGCUGGCCGGGGCCCUGAAGAGGCAGCACGAGAUGUGCCUCACCUACUCGCGGCAGUUCGCUCGCCUGGGCAACAUCGCCGAGACCGCCAGGAUGUUCCCCGAGCUGAGCAGCAGCGACCUGGAGCUGGGCAUCGAGCGGGGGAGGGGCAUCCCAGUGCCCCCAGGUGUGGCCCCAGGUGACCUGGACACCUUCGUGCGCUUCGAGUUCCCCCACCCCAGCGCGGUGAGUGACCCAAAAACGGGUCUGGGACCCCAAAAUGGACCUGGGACCCCAAAAAUGGGCUUGGGACCCCCAGAAAUGGAACUGGGACCCCAAAAAUGGUUGGGGCUAUUUUGGGGCUGUUUUGGGGUUAUUUUGGGGCCCUUAGGGGGCUGGUUUGGGGCUAUUUCUUUGGGGCUGUUUUGGGGCCGGGCCCCGUGCCCCCUGACCCCCACCCGCAGGGGGCUGUUCCGGCCCGAGCGCGCGCUGGGCUCGGCGCUGCUGCGCCUCGAGGGGCUCGAGGGGAGCUGCGAGCUGCGCCAGCAGCUGGAGCUGCUGGACGGGCGGCGCCGCACGGGCGGGCUGCUGGAGGUCUGGGUGCGGCUCCGGGAGCCGCUGGGGCCGCAGCGGGAGCUGGAGCCGCGCUGCGAGCGCUGGCUGGUGCUGGAGCCGGCGCCCGAGCCCGCCCUCGCCGUCCCCAAACCGAGCGCGGCUGCCCCGAGGGACGGGCUAUUUUGGGGCUGUUUUGGGGUUAUUUUGGGGCCCUUAGGGGGCUGGUUUGGGGCUAUUUCUUUGGGGCUGUUUUGGGGCCGGGCCCCGUGCCCCCUGACCCCCACCCGCAGGGGGCUGUUCCGGCCCGAGCGCGCGCUGGGCUCGGCGCUGCUGCGCCUCGAGGGGCUCGAGGGGAGCUGCGAGCUGCGCCAGCAGCUGGAGCUGCUGGACGGGCGGCGCCGCACGGGCGGGCUGCUGGAGGUCUGGGUGCGGCUCCGGGAGCCGCUGGGGCCGCAGCGGGAGCUGGAGCCGCGCUGCGAGCGCUGGCUGGUGCUGGAGCCGGCGCCCGAGCCCGCCCUCGCCGUCCCCAAACCGAGCGCGGCUGCCCCGAGGGACGGCAACAACCGACCCCUCCCGACCCUCCCCAGCCUCAACCUGCUGCACUUCGACCGCGAGCGCCUGGAGCGCAAGAUGGCUCCGCUGGGGCGCGCGGUGCCCCCCGAGCUGCGGCAGCAGCACCAGGAGCUGCAGCGGCGCAUCCAGGGGCUGCGGGCGCGGCUGCAGGGGGGCGACCCCCACUUCCGCAGGGAGUACGCCGAGCACCUGCAGCGGCACCUGCGGCUCUACACGGAGGCCGCGCGGCGCCUGGGCACGCAGGGAGAGAGGGUGGGUGAGACCCCCGCCCAACCGAGCCCCCCGAGCCCGGGGAACCCCCCCCGACCCCCCGCGGCACCCCCGGGUUCUGAGGGUUCCGCCCCAAAAAUCCUGGAAACUCCCAAAUCCUGGUGGUCCCACCCCCCCAAAAAGCACAUCUUCCUGGGUUUCUCCAAGUGCGGUCGCUACGUGCUGUCCUACACCAGCAGCUCCGACGACUUCUCCUUCUACCUGUACCACCUGUACUGGUGGGAGUUCAACGUGCACAGCAAGCUGCGCCUGGUGCGCCAGGUGCGGCUGUUCCAGGGCGAGGAGAUCUACAGCGACCUGUACCUGACCGUGUGCGAGUGGCCCGGGGACAGCGACAAGGUCAUCGUCUUCGGCUUCAACACGCGCUCGGCGCCGGGGCUGCUGCUGAGCGCCAUGCUGAUGAGCGACGAGAAUCACCGCGACAUCUACGUCAGCGCCGUGGCCGUGCCCCCCCCGCGGCACUGCCCCGCCUGCCGCCGGCCCCCCGGGACCCCCG